Parasteatoda tepidariorum (common house spider) is the source of this 2730-nucleotide messenger RNA. Its product is annotated as adhesion molecule nephrin. NCBI's taxonomy places the organism in Eukaryota, Metazoa, Arthropoda, Arachnida, Araneae, Theridiidae. Gene Ontology annotation, molecular function: protein binding. The record is from RefSeq and is a predicted model, not a curated record.
ACAAACGCACUUCUGCAGAUCGGAGAGCGUUUCAUUUCAACGUGGAUCGCAGAUCUCGAGCCGCAUAUUAAAUAUUUCUCUCAGUAUCAUAAAUACAAUUUCCAAUAUUGAUAAAUUGAUGAUGAAAAAUAUGUCUGCUCCGACAUUGAAGGGUUUUUAAUUGCUUGGUAACUGUCAUUGCUGUUGGAGAAUUUAUAUUUAUUUUUUCGAUAAAAAUGAUUUAUUGUGUUGGAAUAGUAAUGAUUUGCGUUGUGAUGCAGGUGGGAUGCACCGAGCCUAGUACAGAUAAUCCAAUCGUUCUUGCACUAGCUGGUAAAGAUGCAGUCAUACCAUGCAACGUACCGACUCCGCUAAAAGAUGACGAAGCAUCUCUUAUAUUAUGGUACAGACUAGGCAAGCCAAAUCCCUUUUAUACAUUGGAUAUCAGGAACGUUCCUAUGAUAAAAGCUCAACAUUUUCCGUCCCCAGAGAUGAAGGACCGAGUUUAUUUUAACAUCGAUGUUCAUCCACCCGUUUUAGUCUUGAAAGCGGUUGUUCCUGCUGAUGAAGCAGACUACAAGUGUCGUGUGGAUUUAAGACGUUCGAGGACUCUAAUACUUCAAAGUAGAUUGAAAAUUAUAGUGCCACCUGAAGAACCUAUUAUAAUGGAUGAACAUGGACAAAGAUUAAUAGACAUAAUUGGGCCGUAUGAUGAAGGAUCCACAGUUACAUUUAUUUGUGAUGUAGAUGGAGGUGAUCCAACUCCGUCUGUGACAUGGUGGAAGGGAGAUUCUCUCAUAGACGUCGACUUUAACGUUACAAAAAGAGGUUUUGUUCGCAACGAAUUGAUUUUGACUGACAUCAGACGCACAGAUAUAAUGGACGAAUACAGCUGCAGGGCAUCGAAUACAAAUUUGACGAAACCGAAAGUGGCAGAGGUGCAAUUGGAUAUGAACUUGUAUCCUCUAGAUAUCAAUAUCGCUGGUCAAAAUGCUCCAUUGCUGGCCGGAGAAGAGUAUUCCUUCAAGUGCAUCGCGAAAGGAUCCAAACCUUCUGCUAUCACAAGUUGGUGGCUGGAUGGUUCAAAAAUCACAUCAGGCAUACAUGAAGUUUUUAAUGAAACUGAAUAUAUAACCGAAAAUGAUUUAACAUUGUCUCCUACAAUAGAAGAUGAUAGAAAAACACUAACCUGCAAAGCUGCUAAUCCAGCUAUAUCAAAGUCAACUAUACAGACGCAACAGCUACUUCAAGUACAUUAUUUUCCUAUUUUAAGUUUAAGUCUCAGCAGCAGUAGCAAUGAUUCAACCAUCAAGGAGGGAGAUGAUGUAUUUUUCAAUUGCAAAGUUAAAGCCAAUCCAUGGAUUUUCAACUUGUCUUGGGAGUUUGAACAAAGUAUUCUACAGCCAAAUAUUUCCUCAGGUAUUAUCUUAGGAAAUCAAACUUUGUGGAUUAAACAAGCCAGUAGGAACCACAAUGGCACGUAUCGCUGUUGGGCAAGUAACGACAUUGGACGAGCCUCUAGCAACUACUUGCAUUUAAUUGUUCAUUUUACACCCGUUUGUGUCGCUUCAAAAUCUGUUAUUUAUGCUUUGAGUUCAACUGAGCUUAUAAAUGUCACGUGUGCUACUGAUUCUUAUCCUGAAGUCUUAUCAUAUAAGUGGGUUUUAGUCAACUCUGAAGGAACUUUUCUACAGCAGAACUGGAGUCAAGGUGCUAUAAAUAGAACUUUCAAAUACUCUUUGAAAUCGGAGUCAGACCAGGGCACAUUGCACUGUUGGUCACGUAACAGUGUCGGCGUUCAAAAGAACCCUUGCCAAUUUCAUAUAUACACUGCAAGUGCUCCUGACCCACCUAAAGAUUGUGUUCUCAUUAAUCAAACAAUGCAUCAAAUUUCGGUUUUUUGUAAAGCAAGCAACAGCAGUGGAUUUCAACAAACAUUCCACAUUGAAGUGUAUAAUUCCUUAACCGAAACAAUCGUGAAAAAUGUAACAGAAUGGUCACAACCUGUAUUCGAAAUCAUCAAUUUACAUCCAAGCACUUCAUAUCUUCUCAUAAUUUAUUCCUCAAAUGUAAAAGGAAAAAGCAAAUCUGUAGCGCUUGUUGCUUCCACUCUCACACCUGCAGAAAGAAGAACAGCUCAAGAAAAUUCCAUUGACAUAAAUCUUCUGAUACCAAUCCUCUUCGGGGCAGGUGCCCUCUUUCUAUUACUGACUGUCAUGAUUGCUUUCUUUGUAGUUGCUCAUAAGCUGAGACACAAUCGGCACAAAGAAUCAACGAAACAAGAGAUAGCAACCGAAUGUGAAGGAAUAAAGAAGGAUUUCGAAGAAGCACCAGAUUCUAAUGAAAAGGGUCCCGACAUAAUUCCUUUAUCAGUGGAUUCAGACGUUUUCUAUAUGAGUGGAAAAAUAGAAGAAGUUGUAUCGUCACCAAAACUGGAUUCUCCAUCUACAACAUUUGUUCGUCACAAAUUCAAACAUACUGUAUUAUAGCACCAUUAAACGCUUUAGAUAUGCAAGAUUGUUUUAAAUUUUGCAUUCUUAACACCAUAAGUGCAAACUUCUAACAUUUCUUUCAUCUACAUCAUCAAGCUCCCAGUAACGAUGAUUCUGAUUAUGUCUCAAGUAUCAAAUCUUUGAACGACGAAUAAAAACGGAAGUGAUGAAAAAACCGAACCUAACUGCUUGAACAAAGUAAAAUACAGACUAAAUACUUCGUAAAUUUUAAAGAGUAAAGGGGAAAGAAGCACAUUUU